AUGGCCGAAUUGCCCAAAACCCUUUUCAGCAAACAUCUCCUGAAACUUCUCAAAUCCGAAAAAGACCCAAUCUCAGCUCUCUCCCUCUUCGAUUCAGCCAUCCGUCACCCAGAUUACACCCCAACCCCUUCCGUCUUUCACCACAUUUUCCGCCGUAUUUCACAAUCUCCAAAACUCCUACCUCAACUGGCGCGAAUUGUAAAUUUGAUUGAAGCCAAGAAAUGCAUCUGCUACGAAGAUAUCCCAUUGAUUGUUAUCAAAGCGUAUUCCAGUAACUCCAUGGUUGAUCAAGCAUUAGACCUUUUCCAAAGAAUGACAGAAAUUUUUGGGUGCAAACCCGGUAUAAGAUCUUACAACACUCUUCUCAAUGCGUUGGCUGAAUCUAAUCAAUUCAAUCGUGCGGAUUUGUUUUUUAAGAACUUUAGACGGAUGGGUGUUUUCCCCAACUUGGAAACUUAUAACAUUCUGAUCAAACUUUUCUGUAAGAAAAAACAAUUUGAUAAAGCAAAGGAAUUGCUGAAUUGGAUAUCUGAAAGAGGGAUGGUUCCGGAUGUCUUCAGUUAUGGUACUUUGAUAAAUGGGCUAGCCAAGAGUGGGGAGAUGACCAGUGCCUUGAAGGUGUUCGACGAAAUGUUUGAGAGAGAAGUAACUCCAGACGUGAUGUGUUACAAUAUUUUAAUUGAUGGGCUUUUCAAGAAAGGCGAUUUUUCUAAAGCAAACGAGGUGUGGGAGAAGUUAGUUAACUCCUCAUCAGUCUAUCCAAAUGUAGGCACUUAUAACGCCAUGAUUGAUGGUUUUUGCAAGUGUGGACAAUUUCAAGAAAGUCUGAAAAUUUGGAACAGGAUGAAGGAAAACAAUAGACAAAUGGAUUUAAUCACCUACAGCACAGUCAUAAAUGUGUUUUGUGAAUCAGACAAUAUUGAAGGUGGCAUGACAGUUUUUAAAGAAAUGAUUGCCAAAAAUGUGUCCCGUGAUGUUGCAAUAUACAAUGCUUUGCUCAACGGAUAUUGUCAUGCAGGAAAGAUUAAAGAAUGCUUUAAUCUAUGGGAUCUCAUGGAGAAAGAUAAUUGCAGGAAUAUAAUCAGUUUCAAUAUCUUCAUCAAAGGAUUAUUUGAAAACAAAAAGGUAACUGAGGCAAUUUCUGUAUGGCAACAACUAUUACAUGAUAACCCUUCUCUUAUAACCUCCACCACUUAUGGCAUUUUGAUCCAUGGAUUAUGCCAAAACGGGUAUAUAGACAAGGCUUUCACUAUUCUAAAAGAAACACAAGUUUGUGUUUUAGAUCUCAUGGUUACAAAUGGCUAUAAUCCAAACACCAAUGUUUGUAACACACUACUCAAAGGCUUUAUUCAAGCUCAUAAAAUUAAAGAUGCUAUCAACUUCUUUGAUAAAAUGGCCACAAGGGGUUGUCCACCUACUAUUGUCACUUACAAUACUUUAAUUCAUGGAUUAUGCAAAUCAAAAAGGUUUGAUGAAGCCUAUCGACUUGUGAAGGAAAUCUUGGAAAAGGGAUUAAAGCCUGAUAUGAUCACUAAUAGCUUGUUAAUGCGUGGAUUAUGUCAAGACAUGAAGGUGGAAUUAGCUCUUAAGUUAUUUCACCAAGUUCUUGAUAAUGGUUUCAAACCCGAUGUAAUCAUGUACAAUAUUAUAAUUCAUGGGCUUUGUUCUAUAGGUAAUGUUGGAUAUGCAUUGGAGUUGUAUCUAAAGAUGGAUGACAACAAAUGUGUUCCCAAUCUUGUUACACUCAACACUUUAAUGGAGGGUUUUUACAAAGUUAGGGAUUGUAUAAAUGCAUAUGUUAUAUGGGGAAGGAUUUUGAAGAUUGGAUUUCAACCUGAUAUUAUCUCAUAUAAUAUUGUUCUUAAAGGGUUAUGUUCUUGUCAUAAGAUGAAUGAUGCUAUUCAUUGUUUGAAUGAUGCUGUGGCUAUGGAGAUUGUUCCAAGUUUCAUUACUUGGAAUAUACUUGUGAAGGCAGUUUUGAAGUCAAUUGGGUGACAAGACCUAUCAAAAUUAACCCUAGAAUCACACCUUUUCUCCAAUCAAAUGAUUGAGAGAUGAAGGAAUCGAUUAAAGAGAUGCUAAUCAACCCGAUUAAUCCAAGCUUGCUUGAUUCCGCCGAUUCUUCAAAAGCUUGCAUUUGGCUCUCGAUAUUCCCCAUUAUCUGUAAUUGAUGAAAAAAAAAAAAACAAAGAAUACCAGAGUCAAAGUCGGUGAAACUCGGCGUACGUUAGUAUAUGAAGUGACAAACCCUAAGACUGGCUUCUUCGAGCUCCUUGCGUGCGUUUUCGCCGACUUGAUCAAACUCGGCGUUGGCUUCUUCUGCAAAUUGCGUAAGAUAAUCGGAUCGUUCAUCUAAGAAAUCGGUGAGACGGACUUUUUGGGCUUGAAGCAUUGCGAUUCUCACUAGAAGCUCCUGCUUUUUGGAAUCGCCUUCGUCGGAGGUGGUAUUGGGAUUUUCAUCGGAGUUUUUGGAUUUGCGUAAGAACAGCCGUGAGUGGUGGUGGUUCUUGAUGGGUGGAUCUGUUCGGUAGAAGAAAUCAUGCUUUGUUGAUGUAGUGAAGGUGGUUGUUUGUAUGGAUUGCAAUGAAAUCAUGGUGUUUUUUUCCUUCUCUGUUUCUGUUUCGAAGCAUUUUUGGACCUCUUUAUCACCACCUUACGUACAUUAUCUUUAUUUGGUGUUGUAGUGUCUAUUUUCCAGAGCAAUUGUUAGUAAAUCCAGAACACCAAUGAUGUGGUUGGUUUGUAUAUUGUUGUGGAUUUAACCAAUGAAGUUUAUGUUUAAUAUCUUGUUAUUG
This is a messenger RNA of Lactuca saligna, 2795 nucleotides long. Lineage: Eukaryota; Viridiplantae; Streptophyta; Magnoliopsida; Asterales; Asteraceae. The record is from the annotation of a GenBank genome assembly.